Temnothorax curvispinosus is the source of this 4333-nucleotide messenger RNA. It is a transcript of the gene Sec31, whose product is annotated as protein transport protein Sec31A. Gene Ontology annotation, molecular function: protein binding; structural molecule activity. Gene Ontology annotation, cellular component: endoplasmic reticulum exit site; COPII vesicle coat. Gene Ontology annotation, biological process: endoplasmic reticulum organization; COPII-coated vesicle cargo loading; endoplasmic reticulum to Golgi vesicle-mediated transport. The transcript has 15 exons. Bases 135 to 3854 code for a protein of 1239 amino acids. The record is from RefSeq and is a predicted model, not a curated record. Lineage: Eukaryota; Metazoa; Arthropoda; Insecta; Hymenoptera; Formicidae.
ACGGGCUCGCGUGCAGCACGCCACGUUGGAAGCUUGACGGGUCGUCGCAUCUCGCCGGAGUUCACCGGACCUCCCCGUCUGUCGUUUUGCCCGAGGAACUUCCCUGUUUACGCUCGCCCGAAUUACGAGCCAAGAUGAAAGUCAAGGAACUGCUGAAGACAGUGAACGUAGCAUGGUCCCCGUCAGCUCAGCAUCCCAUCAUGCUGGCUGCUGGGACAGCGGCGCAGCAGUUGGACGCCAGUUUCAGCACUUCUGCCAGUUUGGAUUUGUACUCGCUGAAUCUACAGCAGCCAGGAUACGAGAUGGAGCUUCAGGCCAGUGUGCCUAGCGAUCAUAGAUUUCACAAAAUCAUCUGGGAAUCCUAUGGGAAUAAUCCAGCAGGCAUAAUUGUCGGUGGUUGUGAGGAUGGGACCAUAAAGAUCUAUUCUGCUACAAAGUUAUUGGCCAGGGAGAGUAAUUGCCUGAUAAACAGUCCUCACAGACAUGCCGGUCCUGUCAGGGCAUUGGAUUUUAAUCCCUUUCGAGAAGAAAAUCAGCUGGCUACAGGCGCGACGGAAAGCGAGAUCUUUAUUUGGGAUAUUAAUACAAACACGCCAACAACCCUUUCUCGAAGCCAGCAGUCAGAAGACGUUCAGCAUAUUGCAUGGAACAAACAAGCACAUUUAAAAGACAUUCUUGCUUCCACAUUUUCCCAGUGCUGCGUUAUAUGGAAUGUGAAAGAAAAGAAGCCGAUAUUUAAACUGACAGAUGCAAAUACAAGGGUACGCUGGAAAAUUGCCCAAUGGCACCCAGAUAUUGGAACGCAAUUGUGUUUAGCAUCUGAAGAUGAUCAAACACCUAUCAUUGAAUUAUGGGAUGUAAGAGUUCCAACAUCGCCUUUAAAAACUCUACAAGGUCAUCAGCGUGGCGUUCUUUCAAUCGCAUGGAAUCCACAGGAUGCUGACUUACUCUUGAGUUGUGCUAAAGAUAACAGAAUCUUGUGUUGGAAUCCCAACUCAAAUGCAUUGAAUGGUGAGGUGAUUUGUGAGUUAGCCCAAACAGCUCAAUGGAACUUUGAUGUGUCUUGGUGUCCAAGAAAUCCAGGAUUAAUUGUUGGCAGUAGUUUUGAUGGUCAUGCUGUUGUCUAUUCUUUAUUAGGUGGACAACAGCAAGAGACAGCCAACAAAAUAGCGGAUUCAUUCCCAGGAGUGGAUCCUUUCACCCAAUCUACAGUACAAACAGGAACGACGGCAGUAUUAACGAAAGCUCCUAAGUGGUUGAAAAGGCCAUUUGGAGCAUCAUUUGGAUUUGGUGGUAAAUUAGUGAUUUUCGAAAAUCAGCCUGCUGAUCCGAAUAUAGCAAACAAGAAAGCGAGUAGAAAGGUUAUUAUAUCACAAGUAAUUAUACAACCCAGUCUUAUUCAACGUUCCAACAAACUAAAAGCAACGCUGGAGACUAAGCAAUUCAGUGACUUUUGUACGGAAAAGAUGGAUAAGUCUCCAGAUGAACAUACCAAGAAAAUCUGGAGAUGUGUACGUGCUUACUUUGAUGAAAAUGUGACAAAGAGUAUAUUGGAGUUGUUGGGUUACAAUACCGAGACAAUGAAUAAUAAGCUGAAUCAGUUUGUGCCUCAGGAUGAUAUAAAUAAUAUUGUAGAGGGUGUCUCUAAUCUUAAUAAUGUAUUAAAUGGUAAUGUUAUGGUCAGUAGUACUGCCUUUGAUCCUAUUGCACAACAGCAAAGUAAACAAGUACCGGCAAAUAAGCCUGCAGAUAGUACUUACAUCAUAAAUACUUCUGAUGAUGAAGAUGGUCUUAUCACUCAAGCCAUUCUCUUAGGAAAUAUUGAGGCCGCUGUAUCUUUGUGUUUUGCUAGCAAAAGGUACGCCGACGCUAUAAUUCUUUCGAUGGCUGCUGGUCCUGAUCUACUAGCACGUACCCAAUACAAAUACUUUUUGGAGCACUCUAGUGCAUUAAAUUCUCUCAUCAAUUCAUUAGUUAGUGAAAAUUGGGCUGAAGUUAUUAAGAACAGUGAUAUAAAGUGUUGGAAGGAAGCACUAGUUGGUAUAUUUACACAUUCCACUACUCAAGAAGAGCGAUCUGCCUUGUGCGAUAUGCUUGGUGAUCGCUUGGUACUAUGUGAAAAUCCCGUUCUUAAAAAGCAAGCACAAAUUUGUUACAUUUGCUCUGGCAAUUUGAAUAAAUUAAUUGAAGUGUCUGAUGCUGAUAUUCAAGAAGUGGUAGAACUGAUCGUAAUAAUGCAAAAAGCUUUGGAACUCCAUCAAGGUAUCAGAGAAGUUCCGAUAGAGGAUAAAAUUGCCACUGUGCUGUCUCAGUACGCUGAGAUGCUGGCGGCAGAAGGGGAUCUAGAAGCUGCCUUGAAUUAUCUUGGGAACAGUCAAGAGCAAAGAAUUUCGAUGCUGCGAGAUCGUUUGUGCAAAGCUUUAAGUUACAUGCAAGAACAGAGGCAUGUUACAAAACCUGCAGCUCAGAAUUACUAUUAUGAACAGCCACGAAGAGUGUCGCAAGGUCUGCUGCAGCAGCCAUUACAGCAAACAGCACCUUCAGUCCAGAAUUGGAACACGACUCCACUAAAGCAAACUUAUGGAGCUCCUACAAAUCAGUUAACUCAGCCGUCUCAGCCAUCUCAGCCGUAUGGAAUGCCCCCUCCUCCCCUUCCUCAAGCGCAAUCUACAAUUUACGAUCAAUAUUCUACAUCACACCCGUACAAUCAAAUCCCAGCUCAGCCUCUUCCUCCGCCUCCACCGACAUCCAGUUCUAACUUGAGUGGCUCAAGACCAUCCAGCGUUGGACCGCAAUCGAGAACGAAAUAUUUGAUAGAUCCUUCUGUGCAAUCCACUCCGUCAUAUGGUCAGAGCAAUUUUCCAUCGUCAAAUCCAUCGUACAAUUCUCAGCAAGUCCCACCUGUUCCUGGUUACCCUCAGCAAAAUUCGUAUCAACCUCAGGUUCCUGUGCCGGGUAACGUCUAUCCCAAUCAACCGCCAAGUUUUAUGAAUACUCCUAAAGAACCGGAACCGUACAAGCCGCUUCAGCCGAACAUAAUGUCGCCGUUGCAAAAUGUGCCACAGACCCAAAUGUACGAUCCUAUUAGAUCGCAGCCUACUUCACAAACGCAAACAUACGGGAGUGAAAAUGCGUAUCAAAUGCCGCCGCAAUCGUCUGGAUGGAACGAUCCGCCCAUUGCGAAAAGUUCCAGACCACAGCCAGUACUAGCACUAUACAACGAAAUGUCUGCGGAACAUUCUGGUACUAAGAAGUGGAAGGCAAAACAUUCAAAGGGUGUAGACGUUAAGCCGAAGACAGAUUAUCAACCACAAAAUCCAAUAAUGCAUCCAUUGCAAACUAAUCAACCAGAAUCGAGUCCAUUACCUCAAGACAAUUUCUAUCAAGAACCUCCCCUUUAUAAUUCGCAAUUCAGGCAAGGUGUGUCGAAUACGGUACCAUUUAACAAACCAAUUGAACCGUUACAACCUGCAAUGCCUGCGAGGGUGGCGGAACCUGAGAAACCUAAAGCACCUAUACCCGAGCAACAUAUUCAUUUAAAAACAAUAUUAGAUGAAUUAAAAAAUCAAUGCUAUGAAACUGCGAAGAAUCCGCAAAUCAAAAGGAAGAUAGAAGAUGUGUCAAAGAAAUUGGAAAUGUUAUACGAUUGCCUUAGAGAGAAUAAGUUAUCUCAGAAUACCUUGCAAGGCUUACAUCAGAUAUCACAGAUGAUUCAAAAUGGCAAUUAUACAGGCGGAUUAGACUUACAUACGCAAUUAGUGUCAGGACCAGAUUUUAGUCAAAUAGCUUCCUUUAUGCCUGGAAUUAAAGUAUUACUUCUAAGUGCCCUUCAAUUGAGCGUUUACAUUAGAUAGAAUGCCCAAAAAUCUAAAUUGUUCAUAUAUUCAUUAUGAAUUUUUAUAAUUCUAAACAGCCUUAACAAGAGAAUUAUUUGUUAUAUUAACUUUGUAUAAUAAUCUCGAUAGUGAGUAAUUAAUAAUGUAGCAUAUAAUUAUACCCAUAAUCAAUUACACAUUAUUUGUUAAUCAAAUUUCAUAAACCCUGCUUUGAAAAUUAUAUUUUAUCAAUUAUCAAUUAUAAGAGUAAUUUUACAUUAUUUUUUUAGUUAUUAAUCUUAUUAUUAAAGAUAUAUAUUUGUAAGAAAUUAAGAUAUUUACAGAAGACGUCCAUAUAAAAAGAUUUAAAGGCAAAAUGUUAAGACUUUUGGAUACUCGCCGCUUCUAUUUUUGUUUGAUGACAACAGAAAUGACGAGUACCCGGGAGCCUUAAGAAAAAUCUUGUUUUAAUCAUAUGUAUAUAUAAUUAUAAUAUUAAAAUCUAUUAUAUGAGAAAA